UUGUUACAAGUUUAUACGCAGCCAGUAUCCUUAUUCUAAUACACUCAACCGACAGGCAGUAAUCUCCAGAAAAGUCAGUGCAGCUAACUUUUAGCUCCGGUGCUCCUACCUAAAUACAUGUAAAAGGAGAAUUCGUUUUUCUCGACAACCAUUGCAUCAAAUUUCACGAGGUUUGUUGCACUUAAAAGCAAAACUUAAUAUCUAGUGAAUGCUGGUUUCUAAUUUUUUACUGCGGUUGUCAACUAUUUAAAAUUGUCGAAAAUUGAAAAGUUUGAGAAAACGAAACUAUGAAGUUUACAAUUAACUCUAACUCGGCAAUGAAAAACGAUAUCACAAUUCUGUGAACUGCACUUUUUUUUUAAUCAGCAGGGCACUCUAAGUAUUUACCUGCGAGCUUGAGAAUCUGUACGACGCAUACGCCACUGUUCUCCUCGUUGUCUUCGUCCCGCCAGUAUGCGUCGUAACGCAUCGUAUUGUCAAAAUCCAAUUCAUUUUCGGGAUGGAAGUUAUUGACAUCGGUUACCGGUAUAACAUAUCGUUUGUCUGUCUUGUCUUCAACAAAUCGCACAAGAGCAAACAUCGCGCUUACUGAUACGAUGCACGCGUGCAAAACGAUCCGCAACACAAACGCGGCACCACGAAGCCGUGCGACACUCGCACCGCGCGCGCUCAGAUGCGCGGACUGCGGAGGAACACUAAUUGGCCUUCUCACGCUCUGGAGUUCUGCGGAGGGUUUGGAACACCAACAUGUAGAUCGCGCAUGUGCGUACAUUAAAUGGUAGUACAUUUUUAAUAAAGGGUAUUUGUUCAUACUUCAUAACAUGUAUUAUUGUAUAUUAUUCAUUUAUAAACAAUAUAUGACUCUUUACCAAAAGAGUUUGUAAAUUGCACGGUUGCGGAGCAUUUGCGGUGCGGGGUAUAGUGCUGCAGCACAAAAGGUUAUGGUAGAUUUUAGUCCAUGCGCAUGUGGUCCGCGCUCUCGACGCUCUGUUUGUCCGUGGAUCAAGAGCUUUAUCUCGUUCGCGAUUACAUAGCUGUACUUGUCUUGGAUACCAAAUGGCACCGCGAAAAAGGCGUAAAGUCUAUCUCGACCCUGGAUCAAGCAGCAGCAUGCCGAAGUCAACAAAGUGGCUCCUUCACCAUCCACUUGGCGCCGCUCCGCGAACACCAAAAGGUCACAAGUCGCCUAUGACAUCAACGAGAUCGCCAACAUCGCCAGCAAACUCUCUCGAGGACCAAAUCUGUGAUGAGUCUACAUACACAGACUUAACCCGAGAGAAGGACAGUGAUGAAGACUGCAGUGACUUUAGUGAUGGUGAACACCCAACUUCCGAUGCAUCUUUCUCCCAACCGGUGUCCGCGAAGGAAGACUGUUUGCCGGGCGAAAAUAGUGCGUGUCCGAGCGGUGAUCCGAAACAUAUAGAUGCUGAUGAACUCUGUGAACCAUUCAUUGAAGGUGGAACAGUCACCCGAGGAGAUGCCUAUAUGCUGCUGUUGGACUUGGCAAUUAAAUUUGGCCUAUCCUGGGCUGCAAUUGAAGACAUUCAGAAGCUUUUCAACAACCUUUUUGAGAAGAAAUGUUUUCCGGAAAGCAAAUACCUCUUCAAGAAUUUUUGUGGAAUUGACAUGAAGGAUGUGAUUUUCAAUUUUUACUGCGCAGAUUACAAGCAUCUGCUUGCUAAAACAACGGGAUGCCUGGAGCUGCGUCAAAAACUAGAAGUCAAAUGUACAGUCUGCAACACAAAAUAUGUAGGCCGUGAUCUUGUGCGCACAGGCAGCUUUUUUGUAACUUUGCCAAUUGAGAAGCAGCUGAUGGCAAUUCUUUCUAGCAAGACAGCCAACAGUGCGCUAGCAGCAAACCUCAGCCGGCCACAGAGCAGUAAUGGCUUAAUGACUGACAUCUUGGAUGGCCAUCAAUACCGCACUGCACGUGAAAAGGUUGGGAUGGCUACUCAUGAUUUAACAUUGACUGUGAACAGUGAUGGCAGUCCUGUGUUGAAGUCGUCAAAGUACAGCAUAUGGCCUGUGCAAAUAAUUUUAAAUGAAUUACCACCCCGGCUGCGUUGGAGCAAUGUAAUGGCACCACUCCUGUGGUAUGGGCAUCAGCAUCCAAAUAUGCCAAUGCUGCUGCAGGCAUUUGUGCAUCAACUGGAGCAGCUAAAUGCAACUGGUAUCACGUGGACACUUGCUGGCACACAAGUACGCUCUAAGGUAAAUGAUCCCGAACAGAAAAUUUUAACACAUUUACGACACAACUCUUGAGUAUAUAUUCACAUGAUAUU
This is a messenger RNA of Dermacentor albipictus, 2282 nucleotides long. Lineage: Eukaryota; Metazoa; Arthropoda; Arachnida; Ixodida; Ixodidae. The record is from RefSeq and is a predicted model, not a curated record.